AUCUAUGAUAUGCGAAUGUUGUUCAAUCUUGUCAUUGAAUCUCCUCUGGUCGCAAGGAAAUGGCCAAAAAAAGUGUGUCGGAGUUUGGUCCCCUCGUUGCCCCCGGCCGUCGCUGACUUUGUGAAGAGAGCGGCGGAUGAGUGUAAACCCAUCGGUGUGCAUGUGGUGACAGGGACGCCGGAGGAAACGGCCAACAUUCUGGCAGGACUGGAGAAAGAAGGGAUGGUCAAGAAGCUUCCCAAAUAUGAGAACUGCUGGUUGGCUCGUACAGACCCAAAGGACGUGGCUCGAGUAGAAAGCAAGACUGUGAUUGUGACCAAGAACCAGAGGGACACUGUGCCCAUCCCCUCUGGAGGGGCGAAGAGCCAGCUGGGCAGCUGGAUGAGUGAGUCUGACUGGCAGAAAGCCAGAGAAGCGCGUUUCCCCGGCUGCAUGGCAGGUCGAACCAUGUAUGUGAUUCCCUUCAGUAUGGGUCCUGUAGGCUCGACUCUGAGUAAAUAUGGUGUCCAGGUGACAGACUCUCCAUACGUUGUGGCCAGCAUGGGGAUCAUGACACGCAUGGGCACUCCUGUCCUGAAGAAACUGGCUGAAGGAGUGGACUUUGUCCGCUGUCAGCACUCUUUGGGCCGACCUUUACCACUCAAAGCCCCUCUGGUCAACUCUCUCCUGGGGAAGAAGUGCUUUGCCCUCCGCAUUGCCAAGGACGAAGGCUGGCUGAGUGUGAACACACCUGGAAGCAAGUCAGGCAAGGUGAUUAUGCACGACCCCUUUGCCAUGCGGCCCUUCUUUGGUUACAACUUCGGAGACUACCUCGCUCACUGGCUGAGCAUGGAGAGCCGAAAGGCCCCAACUCAUCUUCCCAAGAUCUUCCACGUGAACUGGUUCAGAAAGGACUCCGCGACCGGCUCCUUCCUCUGGCCCGGCUUCGGCGAAAACGCCCGCGUACUGGAGUGGAUCUUCAAGCGCUGCAGCAGGGAGAGGGAGGACAAGGCGGCCAAGAAGAGCAUUAUCGGCUGGCUGCCAGAAGAUGGCGCCAUCGACACUGAAGGUCUGGGCAGCAAGGUGGAUAUGGGCGCCCUGUUCGAUGUGCCUGCUCCUUUCUGGCAGAAGGAGACGAAGGAGCUGAGAGCCUACUUCACUCAGCAGGUUGGAGCUGAUCUGCCAGCUCAGGUGGAGGCUGAGCUGAAGGCACUGGAGGACAGAGUGCACAAUUAAAACCCCACUGACAGGAAGUUCAUCCAGAAACAGGGAGCUAGUCACUGAGACAGGAUUCAGAUCAUUGGGGUGCAAGCAGAGUCACUGGCUGGGUUUACAUACUCAGAGAAUUUAGUUAGCU
Micropterus salmoides (largemouth bass) is the source of this 1336-nucleotide messenger RNA. Its product is annotated as phosphoenolpyruvate carboxykinase [GTP], mitochondrial-like. Gene Ontology annotation, biological process: cellular response to insulin stimulus; response to starvation; propionate catabolic process. The coding region runs from base 10 to 1215 and encodes 401 amino acids. Lineage: Eukaryota; Metazoa; Chordata; Actinopteri; Centrarchiformes; Centrarchidae. The transcript has 6 exons. Gene Ontology annotation, cellular component: mitochondrion; cytosol. The record is from RefSeq and is a predicted model, not a curated record. Gene Ontology annotation, molecular function: GTP binding; phosphoenolpyruvate carboxykinase (GTP) activity; manganese ion binding.